AGUUGGCAGUCAUUUAAUACGACGCAGAUUGAUUAUCGAAUCUACCAAACUAUUGACACUAUUUAAUGCUGCGUUGGCAUGGAUAUGUUCAACAUUAAUAACUCACAAUAGUAUUGAGGUAUUUGAAAGCCCUACUUCAUACGCACAUAUGCUGGAAUUAGCUAGAGACAGAGCAAAAACGACCAAUAUCGAGUGAGAACAAUUGAUAUGUUAAAAGUUGGAAGAACAAACACAGCUGAUUGUGGUGUGUAAGAGAAGAAGUUAUCCCUAAAGAGAUGAACAAUCCAAAAUACUCCCUCAUUAUGGAUGAAUCACGACCAAAGAUGCAAAGUCUAAUUGACCUUGAUAUUCAUGCGGCAGACGGCGAACCUUAAACUCCAUAAACUAGAGCACACCAGCCAUUAAAAGCAAAAAAGAGAGAAUUUAUGAAGAGCUAGAGAUAACUGCAUUAGCAGAUACUAUCAGUGACUACAUCUUCUAACCCUCAAGUCCUCUAGAUAAAACCAAAAAACCUUCUCCGUACCGGUUGUUGCUAUAUAAAUGCGCUGCCUGCCUACAAACGUUCUUGAGACUCCGAUUAGAACUCUCCUGCCAUGCCACCUAUCGUCACUAUCACCUUCGUAAUGUGUCGUGUGUACGGGCACGGGUACCCCUGGUGAGCGACUUCAUUCACCCUUUCCACUCGGGAGUGAGGUGAGUUGUGUUGCAUUAAUAAAAGUGUGCCACACGCGACCCACCAGAUAGCAGUGUGUCGCGAACCUUCAAACUACUCACAGCGACACACCGGCCUGUCGGCUGUGGCGCCGUGUCAUUGUUGCGGUUAGUGUGCGAAAAGCAAACAGUGGUGCGAUCGCGAAACAAUAGAAAGGGGGGUGAUCGGGUGAACCUGGUGGACGAGUGGGUACGAUCGGGAAGUGUCGGUUUUGUGCAAAGGUGCUUCACUGUGAGGAGAGUAUUUGGAUAACGGAGUCUGCGAGUCCAUUAUUGAUAUUAUACAAUUCGAUUGAUGAAAUCGAUCUCGGUGUAGUCGUACAUGAUGAAACGCUUAGUGCAGUGCGCGGUGACCCUGUGGUUAUUGUGGUUAGGUGUGAACGGUGCUACUGACCAGCCGGACCGACCCAACAUUGUGAUCAUUGUUGCUGACGAUUUGGGCUGGAAUGAUGUCAGCUUCCAUGGAUCGAAUCAAAUCCCAACGCCCAAUAUUGAUGCGCUAGCGUACGACGGUAUCAUACUGAACCGUCAUUAUGUGCCACCACUCUGUACGCCAUCGCGAGCAUCGCUAAUGACGGGGAAACACCCGAUGAACAUCGGCAUGCAGGACCAUGUCAUCCUGUCGGACGAGCCGUGGGGUCUCGGGCUGGACCAGAAGCUAAUGCCCGAGUAUUUCCGUGAGGCUGGCUACCGGACGCAUCUGGUUGGCAAGUGGCAUCUUGGGUUUUUCCGCCGCGCGUACACACCGACCUACCGUGGCUUCGAUUCGCACUUCGGUUAUCUCGGUCCGUACAUCGACUAUUGGGAUCACAGCUUGCAGAUGAAUGAGACAUCUGCCCGCGGUUUGGAUAUGCGACGCAACACGGACGUCAACUACGAUGCCAACGGUACUUAUGCAACGGAUCUGUUCAACGAGGAAGCGGUCCGCAUUAUUGACUCGCACGACCGUAAGCAACCCCUGUUCCUGGUACUAACCCAUCUCGCUCCACACACCGGCAACGAGGACGAUCCGAUGCAGGCGCCGGAAGACGAGGUCGCGAAAUUUAGCUACAUUCAAGAUCCGAAGCGUCGAACAUUGGCAGCCAUGAUAGCGCGAAUAGACACGGGAGUGGGACGAAUUUACCGUACGCUGGAGGGGCGCAACAUGCUCGACAACACCAUCAUACUGUUCUAUGCUGAUAAUGGUGCACCGACGCUAGGAGUGCAUGCCAACGCGGGUUCGAACUACCCGUUGCGUGGGCAAAAAGAAUCACCCUGGGAAGGUGCCGUCCGAGGUGCUGCAUUGAUAUGGAGUCGGCUUCUCCCACGAAAAGGUGUCGUUUCGAACCAAUGGCUUCACGUGAGCGAUUGGUUGCCAACGUUGGGUCAUGUGGCAGGUAUCAACAUCCCACCGACACCGACCAACCCGAUCGAUGGUCAGAAUCAAUGGUCCACGCUAACAACGCCAGCUGCCAUUGGACGUACCGUCGUGAUGAAUAAUGCUCACGAAGAGUACAGCAGCUACAUUAAGCGGGGCUGGAAGUAUGUGAACGGCACUUUGUUGGAAGAGUUCGACGGGUGGCUCGGACAGCCAAGCGAAAGUGAUCAGCUGUCCGAGCAGGAGUAUUACGAUCGUCUUAUCGCACCGGAAGCUAUUGGAGCAUCGAUGCAACUCGACCGAGAUAGCAUCGGGAGGGUUCGUUCUUCUGCGAGCUUACAGUGUACGGUCGAAAUGGAAAGUCCCUGUGAGCCGCUGAAAGAAGCUUGUCUGUUCAACAUAGUUGACGAUCCCUGUGAACGUAACAAUCUAGCCAAACAGUUUCCAGAAGUUCUGCAAGAGCUUGAACACGAUGUCGACGAGUACAGAAAGCGUGGCGUUGAGGCUCGCAAAAAACCGUCAGAUAGUAGGUCCGAUCCAGCGAGACAUAAUUUCACCUGGACAUGGUGGGUAGAUGAGAUGAAGCCGCAUCCGAAUCCAGCUACGUCGCUGCAAAAUCUUUUCCAAGCGUUUCAAAACUUUAUGAACAUGUUCGUGAAUCUGUUUCACAAAUUACAAUCCAGCCUUAGACCCUGAUGGAAUUAGCGGAAGGCAUAAGUUGGAAGCAAAAAUCUUUGAGCAAUAGUCAGCAAGAGCCAAAGAACGAAAAUACUUUGAUUGGCUUAUAAAGGUUUACAUAGGAUUCAAAGUUAUUAAAAGUAAAACUAUAUAUAAAUAUUCUUACUCUUACUUGUAGAUAACUGAGCGCCUCUGCUGUAAAUAUGGUUGGAGAUAAAUAAACAAAAACUAAUACAUU
This is a messenger RNA of Anopheles stephensi (Asian malaria mosquito), 2984 nucleotides long. RefSeq names its product arylsulfatase B-like. NCBI's taxonomy places the organism in Eukaryota, Metazoa, Arthropoda, Insecta, Diptera, Culicidae. Bases 1034 to 2764 code for a protein of 576 amino acids. The transcript has 5 exons. The record is from RefSeq and is a predicted model, not a curated record.